ACAAACAUUCCCUUUAGUAUUCAUCAAACAUUAAUCAUCGGAAUUUAUUUAUUAAUCCUUCUAGUUUCCUGGCAAUCGGAAUAUUUCAAUCCUUCUCAUUUCAUUCUAGUUCUCCGGCCACCGGGAUAUUCUGUUCUUUCUCAUUUUCUACCACUGCAAAAUGUCUAAAUUAUUUGGCAUUGCUCUCGUACUUUUUCUCGUUUUAAAUUCCGGUGAAGCACAAAAUGCACCUUCUCAAUCCCCAAUUUCUUCUCCUUCUAAAUCACCGGCGGUAAAAUCUCAAGCUCCGGCGAGAUCUCCGGUAUCUUCGCCCACGGCUCCUAAAGUCAGUCCGUCUACUUCGCCGGUACAGUCUCCGAAAGCAGCUUCUCCGGGGACCAGCAUUUCACCCGCACUCAGUCCAUCAACCAGUAGAUCUGCUCCAGUGCCAUCUGUGGCAACUCCUCCGCCGGUAUCAACUCCGGUGAUCACUCCGGCGUCUUCCCCGGCGGCAGCGGAGGUUCCGGCCAGCACUGUGACACCAUCGGCAUCCCCAAGCAUUCCUUCAAGUUCAGCAAGUCCGGCAGAGUCUGUUAACGGACCAACUUCGGCGCCGGCGAGUUUAUCGCCGGGGACUUCACAAGCACCAGUUGCUGAUGAUGUUUCUGCUGCAAUUUCAGUAUUUGAGGUGCCGAUGGUUCUAAGUGGGCUUGCUAUUUGGGCCACACUUUCAAUUUGAAGGCCUCCGGCCCAAUAUUGCACAACUAUCCCAUUUUGACACCUACUAUUAUUGAAUUUUUAUCACAUUUAUUGUAAUUUUUUUAACACUUAUAUUCAUUCAAUGUCUUACUUUUUUUGUAUUUUAAUUUAUUGUUCAUCAUAAUAAUAAAUAUUGUAGUAAAAUUUUGGUUUCC
This is a messenger RNA of Solanum dulcamara, 893 nucleotides long. RefSeq lists its product as uncharacterized. Lineage: Eukaryota; Viridiplantae; Streptophyta; Magnoliopsida; Solanales; Solanaceae. The transcript has a single exon. Bases 161 to 718 code for a protein of 185 amino acids. The record is from RefSeq and is a predicted model, not a curated record.